This is a messenger RNA of Polyodon spathula (Mississippi paddlefish), 1980 nucleotides long. Its product is annotated as unconventional myosin-XVIIIa-like. The transcript is spliced from 15 exons. The record is from RefSeq and is a predicted model, not a curated record. Gene Ontology annotation, molecular function: protein binding. The annotation marks the transcript as partial. NCBI's taxonomy places the organism in Eukaryota, Metazoa, Chordata, Actinopteri, Acipenseriformes, Polyodontidae. Gene Ontology annotation, cellular component: myosin complex.
AUUCUUUAUUUCUUUCUGUUGUGUGUGUGUGUGUUCGUUCUGCAGGUGUUUUUCCGUGCAGGGACUCUCGCUAGACUGGAAGAGCAAAGAGACGAGCAGACGAGGAGGAACAUCUCCCUCUUCCAGGGGGUGUGCCGGGGCUAUAUGGCCAGGCAGUCGUUCAAGAAGAGAAAGAUCCAGGCUCUCGCUAUCCGCUGCAUCCAGAAGAACAUCAAGAAGAACAAAGGUGUUAAAGACUGGCCCUGGUGGAAGCUCUUCACCACAGUGAGGCCCCUGAUCGAGGUGCAGCUCAGCGAGGAGCAGAUCAGAGGCAAAGACGAGGAAAUUCAGCAGCUUCGCAGCAAACUUGAAAAAGUGGAAAAAGAGAGGAAUGAACUGCGACUGAACACAGACCGUUUGGAGUGCAGGAUCACGGAGAUUUCCUCGGAGCUCGCGGACGAGAGGAACACAGGAGAAUCGGCUUCCCAGCUUCUAGAGUCAGAAACUUCAGAGAGGCUGCGCUUGGAGAAAGAAAUGAGAGACUUGCAGGCUAAGUUCGACGUGGUGAAGAAGCAGAUGGACUCCAUGGAAAUGGAAGUGAUGGAGGUGAGGCUGAUGAGAGCGGCGGAGCUCAACGGAGAUCUGAACGAUGACGACGACGACUCGGGUGGAGAGUGGCGCUUGAAGUACGACCGGGCGAUUCGAGAGAUCGAUUUCACCAAGAAGAGGCUGCAGCAGGAGUUUGAUGACAAGCUGGAGGUGGAGCAGCAGAACAAGAGACAGCUGGAGAGACGGCUGACAGAUCUGCAGGCGGACAGCGAGGAGAGCCAGCGCACCGUCCAGCAGCUCAAGAAGAAAUGCCAGCGGCUGACCUCCGAGCUGCAGGACACCAAGCUGCACCUGGAGGGCCAGCAGGGACGCAACCACGAGCUGGAGAAGAAGCAGAGAAAGUUCGACUCUGAGCUGUCUCAGGCCCAGGACGAGGCUCAGAGAGAGAAGUUCCAGAAGGAGAAUCUGAGCCGGGAGAAGGACGCUCUCACCGGGGAGGUGUUCAGCCUCCGACAGCAGCUCGAGGACAAGGACUCGGAGAUCAGCGCUCUGAACCACAAGGUGGAGCAGCUGGAGGUGGAGCUGCAGGAUCUGUCCUCCCAGGAGUCGAAGGACGAGGCCUCCCUCUCCAAGGUCAAGAAGCAGCUGCGCGACCUCGAGGCAAAGGCCAAGGAUCAGGAGGAGGAGCUGGAUGAACAAGCAGGGACCAUACAGAUGCUGGAGCAGGCGAAGCUGCGUUUGGAGAUGGAGAUGGAGCGGCUGCGACAGAGCCAAUCCAAGGAGAUGGAGAGCAAGGAUGAGGAAGUGGAGGAGGUCAGGCAGUCCUGCCAGAAGAAGCUGAAGCAAAUGGAAGCGCAGCUGGAGGAAGAGUAUGAUGAUAAGCAGAAAGUCCUCCGUGAGAAGAGGGACCUGGUGAGCAAGCUGUCCGCGGCCAGUGAGCAGGUCACCCAGCGCGACUUCGAGACAGAGAAACGGCUGAGGAAGGACCUGAAGCGCACUAAGGCUCUGCUGGUGGAUGCACAGAUUAUGCUGGAUCAUCUGAAGAACAACGCACCGAGCAAGAGGGAGAUCGCACAGCUCAAGAACCAGCUGGAGGAAUCUGAGUUCACCUGCGCGGCGGCGGUGAAGUCUCGUAAAUCCAUGGAGGUGGAGAUUGAAGACAUGCACAUUCAGAUGGACGACAUCUCCAAGACCAAGUCAGCCCUGGAGGAACAGGUGAGCCGCCUGCAGCAUGAGAAGAACGAGCUGCAGUCCCGUCUCGAGGAGGACCAGGAGGAUAUGAACGAGCUCAUGAAGAAGCACAAGGCUGUUGUCGCACAGUCAUCGAGAGACCUGGCUCAGAUCAACGAUCUGCAGGGUCAGCUGGAAGAAGCGAACAAGGAAAAGCAAGAAAUCCAAGAAAAGGUAGGCAGGAGCUGUGCGCUAAAACUGUGCUGAAUCUGCAGCCUGCCG